UCUGACCCCGUGAGCGGUGCUGCAAAUGGGAUCAACUCUUUGGCCCACUCGUCGACCCGUUGGUCAUCGGGCGCAGAGCCCAUCGCACCGCCGAUGACUGCACUGAAAGACAAAUAUUGGAUGACUAAUACCCGACUGUCCUCUCCUUUUCCGCAAAGGGCUCAUACUUUGUCCACCGGAUCGGACGGUAACGACACUGACAGCAAUAGCUGUGGAGGUAGUGGUGCCGACUCUCUAUCGCCAACUAUGAGUCCCUUUGGAUCUCCUUCGAAGUAUUCGCCACUCCAUUGGUCUCUAAGUCGCGAAACUUUCGCCAACACGACUGUCCACUCGGCGCCCUUUAGUUCAUAUGUACUAAUCGUUUGUAUAAUAGUAUAG
Molecule: messenger RNA, 378 nt
Organism: Oppiella nova
Lineage: Eukaryota; Metazoa; Arthropoda; Arachnida; Sarcoptiformes; Oppiidae
Source: the annotation of a GenBank genome assembly